GAACGUCGCAAAAAGGAGAAACUUUAUUCUUGCACCUCACUCCACGUCUUGCAACGAAGACAAUCUAACUCUUCAGUCACACGAAGAACCGCAAAGAUGGCUGCGCUGGCCUCGAAAUCCCAGUCACAGAAAAUAUUCGAGAAGCUGAGGACGAAGCCAGCGAACCGGAUAUGCUUCGAUUGCGGGCAGAAGAACCCCACCUGGACAUCAGUGCCUUUUGGAAUCUAUCUUUGCCUGGACUGUUCUUCAAAUCACCGAAACUUGGGUGUACAUAUCUCGUUUGUGCGAUCCACGAAUCUUGACCAGUGGCAAUGGGAUCAGUUGCGGAUUAUGAAAGUGGGUGGCAACGAGUCUGCCACGAAGUUCUUCCAGUCAAAUGGCGGAACCGCAGCUUUGAACAGCAAAGACCCAACGACAAAAUAUACGUCGAAUGCAGCCACAAAGUACAAAGAGGAGCUGAAGCGAAGAUCUACGAAAGAUGCCAUCGAAUAUCCCGAUGAAGUAGUAAUUACAGACGUCAUGAGCAAUGGGCCAACGGAUGGCACAUCUACACCGGCUGGCGAACCCGACGAUGAUUUCUUCUCCUCAUGGGAUAAACCAUCCAUCAAGCGACCUACACCCCCUGUUUCUCGAACUGCCACACCGCCUGUUGUUGGACGAACACCUUCCCCUUUUCUCAAUGCUGGUAAUGCAAACGGCAACGGAAAUGGCAUUGCGCGAACAUCUUCCCCUCUUGUGAAUGUCGAAGGGGCAGCGCCUGCAGCAAGCCGGAUCACAUCAUCAGCCGCACUGCGCAAAGGCACCGCAGCUGGAACAGGGCCUCGGAAAGCCAAUGUACUGGGAGCCAAGAAGACAAAGUUGGGUGCAAAGAAGGUUACAGGCGACGUGAUCGAUUUUGAUGCUGCAGAGAAAAAGGCCAAGGAAGAGGCUGAGAGAAUUGAGAAAUUGGGCUAUGAUCCAGAAGCCGAAGAAGCCGCUACGAAGAAGAGCACCACUGCUACAAAAUCGGCGGAUCUGCCGAAGAUUGCAUCACCAACUCCAGUCAGUCCGGGAAGAGCAGGUUACGGCACAGCUCAAAGGAGAGAGCGUACAAACAGUGAGCUCGAGCGAUUGGGCAUGGGAAUGGGGCGUUUGGGUUUUGGUCAAGUCGGAGGCAACAAGCCGGCUGCUGCUCAAAAGAAAAUGGGUGGAUUUGGAUCCGUUGGGCCCAUCAAGGCCACUCAAGAAGAUGACGACGAAAAAUACGCUCGUCAAAAAUUCGGCGCUCAAAAGGGCAUCUCGUCAGACGAAUUUUUCGGAAAGGGGGCUUUCGAUCCAAACGCGCAAUCCGAAGCGAAGCAACGACUACAAGGAUUCGAAGGCGCAACCUCCAUCUCCUCAAACGCAUACUUUGGUCGUCCUGAAGAAGAAGAUGGUGGUGAGGAAUAUGGAGACUUGGAAAGCGCUGCAAAGGACUUCGUGCGCAAGUUUGGCAACACCGCUGGCGAUGACUUGGAGAACUUGACGCAAGUCCUCGGAGAGGGAGCGACCAAAUUGCAGGGUGCAAUCAGAAGUUACCUGAACGGUUAGUUGCUAAACCUGGUGAGGGAGGCGAAUACGAAUGUAACAAGGAGAGCUCGGCGUAUGGAGAAAGAUUGCUAUUCCAGAUUGUAUGGAAGGUGCAUGCAAGUGGAGAAUGCCGCAUAAGUGUUGCAGCAUUGACGGCACGAAGGCGGGUGAUAUUUGUGUUUUUUGCCGUCUAACUUGCGGCAUAGAUUGCGGUGCUUCUGGUCAAUAACCAUUAAUCUACUAAAGUGUUCGUCAUGUGUUGUACCAAACGUGGUUCGUACAGUGGACUGACC
Hyaloscypha bicolor E is the source of this 1841-nucleotide messenger RNA. RefSeq names its product ArfGap-domain-containing protein. The record is from RefSeq and is a predicted model, not a curated record. Gene Ontology annotation, molecular function: GTPase activator activity. The transcript has 5 exons. Lineage: Eukaryota; Fungi; Ascomycota; Leotiomycetes; Helotiales; Hyaloscyphaceae. Gene Ontology annotation, biological process: COPI coating of Golgi vesicle. The coding region runs from base 97 to 1569 and encodes 490 amino acids.